Molecule: messenger RNA, 1097 nt
Organism: Salpingoeca rosetta
Lineage: Eukaryota; Choanoflagellata; Craspedida; Salpingoecidae
Exons: 8
Coding region: 24-869 (281 amino acids)
Biological process (GO): mitochondrial proton-transporting ATP synthase complex assembly
Cellular component (GO): mitochondrial inner membrane
Source: RefSeq, a predicted model, not a curated record
CAGCAAACGCACACAAGGGGAGGAUGAUUUGGGGAAAGCAGGCACUGGCUGUGCACAGGGUGUCGCACGCGAUGAUGGUGCGGACCACGGCCACUGUGCGCACCAUGAGCUGGUGGCAUCGCUUCUUCGGUGGCGAGGAGGCCCUGCAAGAGCGAAAGCGCAAGAACAUGGAGAAGCGACAGGCGAUCAUCAGCCAGUUCAAGACCAUCAGCCCUCUGCAGGAGUUCAAGCAGAACCGCGGCAAACGGCACGAGGCCCCAACAACGCUCGCCAUGGCGGCCGAGGCACCGUUGUUCCCACAUGUCAAGGGAACAAGUGUUGCAGGGUCGCCCGUCGCUCUGCCUCCUGCAAACCCAGCUGCCAUCACAGCAGUCCUCAUCUUCUUCCGUGAGAUCAGCAAGCCCAUGGUGAAUGCUUAUGAGACGGCGCUGCAGGAGGCUGCCCAGGCGUCACAUGCAGACCUGGACACGUUCACGCUUCUUCCGCUGGAGGGCCGCCUUCAGUCACUGUUCUCCUCCUCCGUAUCCGCGGCAAUGGCCAAGCAGUACCCGCCAGAGAACCACGACCAUGUAUGCAUUGUGAAGGACAACGUUGACAGCAUCAAAGACGAGCUUUCGCUUUUUUCGCCUUACACGUGCUUCUGCUUCAUCCUCGAUCCACGCGGGCGCAUUCGAUGGCGGGCCCACGGCCACCCCUCUGCUGCGGAGAUUGCGACCAUCGCGGACGUGGUGGUGCCGGGCCUGCAGCGCGAGGCCAAAGCAGCGGCGCUGCGCAGGAGUGUUGGUAACAGCAGCAGCAGCAGCGGUGGUGGUGGUGGUGGUCAGGUGAAGGAUAGGGGACCUACGAGGAGACCCACAGGAAGCAGCUGAUAAUGAGCAGGGCGGUGAUUGUUGUGGUUCUUGCUGUGGCGGUGAUUGGUGGCGGCUAGCGCUGGUGCUGACGUUGUGGUGUGUGUGUGUGUGUGGGUGCUGAAUUGAAGACUUUUGCUCUCUUGCUUGCAAUUUCGCUGUCUACUGUGAAUUCCACGCCGCAUAUUAGGACCACAAACCAGCGGAAACCAAAACAAAACCAGAGAGGAAUAAACACUUAAACACGUG